Drosophila mauritiana is the source of this 2031-nucleotide messenger RNA. It is a transcript of the gene tun, whose product is annotated as protein N-terminal glutamine amidohydrolase. The transcript has 5 exons. The coding region runs from base 26 to 643 and encodes 205 amino acids. Lineage: Eukaryota; Metazoa; Arthropoda; Insecta; Diptera; Drosophilidae. The record is from RefSeq and is a predicted model, not a curated record. Gene Ontology annotation, cellular component: cytosol; nucleus. Gene Ontology annotation, molecular function: protein-N-terminal glutamine amidohydrolase activity; protein-N-terminal asparagine amidohydrolase activity.
AUCGCAGAUCCCGAAGCGCAUCAAGAUGACCACGGACUUCCUCUUCCCCAAAAUAGCGGACUGCUCCUACGUGUCCUGUUACUGCGAGGAGAACGUGUGGAAGCUCUGCGAGCAGGUGAAGCGGACGCGGCCGGAGGAGCUGUCCAAGUGCUACGCCGUCUUCGUCUCCAACGAGGGUCGCACCGUGCCCCUGUGGCGCCAGAAAGCAGGACGCGGCGACGAUCAAGUUGUGAUAUGGGACUACCACGUCUUCUUCAUACACAAUCCCUUGCUGAAUCGCUGUUUGGUGUUCGAUCUGGACACCACACUGCCCUUUCCCACAUAUUUUCACAAGUACGUGACGGAGACGUUCCGCUCCGAUCUGGCCCUGCGUCCGGAGCACCACAGAUUCUUUAGAGUCAUACCCGCAGACACAUAUCUCAUUGAGUUCUCGUCGGAUCGGCGUCACAUGCGUCGACCGGAUGGCAGUUGGAUCAAGCCACCGCCCUCCUAUCCACCUAUACUCUCCAAUUCGAAUAUGCACUGUCUAGGAGACUUUAUCUGCAUGAGUGCAGGAAAAGGUCCAGGAGCAGUCUACAGCCUGUCGGAGUUCGUGCAAAACUUCUACAAGUCGCCACAUGUGAUGGCGCAGAACAACAAGUAGAUGGAGGGCCAGAGGAUCCUGGAUAGGGGAUCUAGAGUGCCGGAUCGUGCAUUCGAUGCAUCCAACAGCCCACAGAUGCAGUACGCAUCCAACAACUCAACCACAUCCAAAUGCAAAUACAAAUCCGUAUCGAAAUCGUUUUGUCGUUGUCGUUACCAGACAGUUAAUUACCAAUUGCAUACAUAUACAUACAUACAUAUACACGCGAACAUAUAAAUAUAUUUAUGAUAAUGUAUUUUUGUAUUCAGGUUAACAGAGAUCAAGUGCAGAAGAGGGUUAAAACGCUGGCGCCACGCAGCUCUUGGCGUUCAUAUGCAUUAAACUUCAAUUCUAAAGAAAUUAUAAAUCUAAUUAUACAUUUUUUAUUGUACGCAUUGUAUUGUAUUUUAUAAAGCAACCACCACACAUACAUAUAUGAUAGCCUAGGGCAGAGACGACAUUUUUAUUCGUUAUAUCCUCCGUGUACUUUUUGUAACUCUAAGCCUAAGCAAAAUGGAAAAGCACCAAGGCGGCCGGUGGAAAUCUGAUCGGAUAUGCGCCGUUCCACCAUACAUAUGGACGUGGAUCUACUACCACUUUGCAUACUACGCUACGCUCUCGUUUAUGUAACUCCAUUUUUGGCUAGGCUCAAAGCUAACCCACGCCUAACUGUAACUUACACUCUACUCAAAACUCACGUUAGCCUCGUCUCCAAGCGAAAUUGAAUUCGAAUUCGAAUUCGAGGCGGAUAAUUGCAUUAAAGCUUGUUAACUUGUUUUAUCGUACUUACACUAAUUACGUACUCGUACCGCAAUUAUAAUUGUAAUUCGAAUAUUAUCUACUUUGUAUACAACGGAAAGCAAAUCGAUGCUAAUCGAAUCGAAUCGAUGAUAAUACUAAUAAUGUAUUGUAUUGUAUUGUAUGUUUGUAUCUAGCUAGUUUUUGUACGGUUUGUAUGCCCGAGGAUCCCCAGCCGAAUCCACAUUAGAGUACCCACACCCGAUCCGGAAAUACGAACCCCGCUUAGCGUUGAUUUCGAUAUACUUAUCGUAUCGUUUCCCCUUCGAUUAAUGACUUGUGACGCGCAAAGACUGAUUCAUUAUACGCCCUACGGUAGCUGCAGCUCCUCUUCAAAAGCCUCCUCCUGUUUUAUAAAUUCCCAGUCCCUCGAGUGUCCCUGUAGACUUUUUUCGAUUGUUUAUUGUUCGGCUUCCAACCUUUAGACUCGGAUUAGUUAACGAAACUCGCAUUUAUUUAUGAUUCUGGCUCACACAUUGAUUUUUGAUUCGUAUAGAGAGGUUUUUACUCGAUUUGUACUUGUAUGUGGUAUACCAUGAAGACAUUUAAAUAUCUAGAUCAUAAACGAGAAUGUAUAAAAAUAAAUGCUGUGCAAAAGUCUCAAAGUUAAA